AUGAGUAACCAAUUUACUACUUCAAAUAACGAAAAUGACUUAAACAAAGAUAAAAUCCUCAAAGAAUUUUCUUCAAAAUUUAUUUCAACAAUUAGUGCUUCAAGUGAUGACUACAAAAAUGGCGGGUCCAAAAAAGGUUGGCUGCUUUCUGAAGCAAUCAAACAAUUCGACAAAGACUGGUGUCACAAUUAUUCUUAUUAUAUGGAGAAACUUGAAUGUAAAAAUUCUUUAGAAUUGGCUGAGAAACUGGGUUCUCGAGUUCGCGUUUUCUUGGAUGGGUAUAAUGGUUGGAGGGUUGCCCCAAUGAAGACUUUAAAAAAUAGUUUUGCUUUGAAUCAAAUUGAUAGUGAUAUUGAAAAAAGGAAUCGAAUACAUAGAUGCCCAGUUAAUAUUGAAACAAAAAAUGAACCAAAAAUCUUUAAAGACUCCAAUAACAAUUUUGGCAACAAAAUUAAUAAUAAUAAUAUAUUUUCAAAUUCGGAUUGGUUGGGGACUUACUCAAAUUCGGCAGCAUUCUCAAGAAAAGUUAAUUUGUAA
Messenger RNA from Meloidogyne enterolobii, 537 nucleotides. The record is from the annotation of a GenBank genome assembly. NCBI's taxonomy places the organism in Eukaryota, Metazoa, Nematoda, Chromadorea, Rhabditida, Meloidogynidae.